Zophobas morio is the source of this 867-nucleotide messenger RNA. RefSeq lists its product as uncharacterized. Gene Ontology annotation, biological process: vesicle-mediated transport. The record is from RefSeq and is a predicted model, not a curated record. The coding region runs from base 12 to 602 and encodes 196 amino acids. Gene Ontology annotation, molecular function: GTP binding; GTPase activity. The transcript has 6 exons. NCBI's taxonomy places the organism in Eukaryota, Metazoa, Arthropoda, Insecta, Coleoptera, Tenebrionidae.
GGUUAUUUAAAAUGGAAACUAACCCUAUUAAAGUGAUUGUUUUGGGGCCUUCAGGUGUUGGAAAAACCUGUAUUAUAAAGCGUUAUGUUGAAAAUUCUUUGAAGGAUAACGUGGACGUAACCGUGGGGUGUGAUCUCUACACUUGUAAACAUGUCAUACAUGACAUCGUUGAUUGGACUCUCAAAUUACACAUAUGGGAUACCGCCGAUCAAGAACGCUACCACUCCAUAAUUCCUCAGUAUUACCGCGAUGCCAAGGUCGCCUUAUUGGUUUUUGAGAUCAUUUCACAGCCAAGUUUUGAAAAAAUGCAGAGAUGGUUUGCAGAAUUGAAAGAUAAUAUUUCUCCGAUGGUCUUAUGUGUGAUAGGAAACAAAACUGAUUUAGAAGAACAAAGACAAGUCACAAAAAAGCAAGCCCAGUACUACGCUGAAAGUAUAGGUGCUUCUUAUUACGAAUGUUCAGCGAAGAAAGGUAGGGGAAUUAGAGAAGUGUUUGAUGAUGUAGCUCGUCGUAUGAUAAGUCUACUUGAGAACAUAACUGGUUCUAGUGAGAUUUGGCCCUUCCACAGGGAACAAUGCAGCUCCAACCCCUGGUGGUCCUGAUAAGUCACAAUGUAAUUGUUGACUUUUGUAUAAUUUUUAUGUAUAGCCCCCAGAAAUACAUAGCAUCGUCAUCCAUUGUUGUACGAGUGGAGCAAAUGUAGUUGGUAACGCAAAAAUUUAUCCUGGUUUGGAACCAAAUUGUGUCAGCAGAGAGUUGACAGGUGGUUGACAGCGCGUAAACCGGUGUUGUCAUGUGGUCUUGGUGUGGUCUUUUUGUUUAAAGUCAAUUAAUUGUCAAAAAAGAUUUUAUUGAUUAAAUUUUAUA